Molecule: messenger RNA, 1078 nt
Organism: Salvia miltiorrhiza (redroot sage)
Lineage: Eukaryota; Viridiplantae; Streptophyta; Magnoliopsida; Lamiales; Lamiaceae
Product: root meristem growth factor 10-like
Exons: 2
Coding region: 302-610 (102 amino acids)
Source: RefSeq, a predicted model, not a curated record
AUAAAUAAAGGUGGGUUAAUUUUGUUUGGGAAAAGCUAGAACUAGAAACCAGGAAGCACAUGCCCUUCCACACAAAGACAAGGAAAUAAGGCCCUCCUCGGUUGGAACAAAUCAGACAGGCUCUUGCUUUAGUGUUUCUCUUGUUCUUCACAGCCACUCUCUAUAUCUCUUUCCCCAUCUCCCUCUUCAAAUAUACCUCAUCUAACAAAACUCAAUAAUCCUAUUUACAUUCACGUUGCUUCAUGAAGAUCAUUUUGUGCAUGCCCCUAUUUCUUGUUUGAAUCUAACCUACUUGCUUCAAAUGUCAAUUGUAUUUUCUAUGCUACUUCUACUCUUUCUAGGGUUUUCAUGUGGUGCUCCAGCUCUAGGAGUCGUUGCUGAUCACCACUCAAUCAACAAGGAAAGUGAUGAGAAGUUGAAUCCGGAUCAUGCUAGGGUUUCAAUGCACAAUGUGAAGGAAGGUGAUGAUCUUGAUCAUGAUCUUGAGGUUGAUGGAGGGAAGGUAGCAUCGGAGCGGUGGAAGGUGCCUCACCGGAAGAAAGGGGAGGCGGAGCCGGGGUUUAACUUGGACUAUUUACCGCCCAAAACGCAUCCUCCUGUCCACAACUAAAAUUCCCCGCGUUAUAAAAAAAGUUUCUAUCAGUGACAUGAGACUUGGUAGCUAAUAUUCGUGUAACUAUUACUGAUUAGCUACAUCAUCAAAUCUCACUAUUUUUUAUGACACACGUAAUAGCUAUUAAGCCUCAUGUCACUAGUGGAUUUUUUUUUGGAGUGCCCAAACAUCUUGUGCAUGUUUGUGUUUUUUUUUUGCUUCGUUUAUAUUUGUAAAAGCUAGUUAAUUUGGAUCCACACUUUGAGUGCCCUAGCUAGGGUUAUGUUAACAUUAGGGCACGUAUCUUGAUAUAUUAUCACAUAUAUAUAUAUAUAUUAAAAGGAUACUAGAAAUUGCCAUGAUAUUGCCCUAAUUAUCAUGCCUAGCUACUUAUGUAUAUUUGAGAACGUUUUUGAGGAUGAAUUCAUGCACAUUUUGCAAUCCUCAUAAUUAGAGUUGAUUCAAGAUAUGGAGUUUUAGUUUAAU